UUUUGAUUCAGAGAAUAAUCAAAAAUCAACGGUAAUCAGAAUCUCACAGCACAGUGCCCGAGAGAUUAUCUUCACACAUUCAGUCGUUGUAAGAGAUGGGUAUAUACCUUAGUACCCCAAAGACUGAAAAGUUAUCUGAAGAUGGGGAGAGUAAAAGACUUAGGUAUGGUCUAUCAUCCAUGCAAGGAUGGCGUGCAACAAUGGAAGAUGCUCAUGCAGCAAUUACUGACCUUGACGCUAAUACAUCAUUUUUUGGCGUAUAUGAUGGUCAUGGAGGUAAAGUUGUUGCUAAGUUCUGUGCCAAGUAUCUCCAUCAACAAGUGUGUAAGCAUGAAGCAUAUGCAGCUGGUGACAUAGGAACUUCAGUCCAGAAAGCUUUCUUCAGAAUGGAUGAAAUGAUGCGUGGUCAAAGGGGUUGGAGGGAGUUAGCUGUUCUCGGAGAUAAAAUAAACAAAUUCACUGGUAUGAUAGAAGGUUUAAUAUGGUCUCCAAAAAGUAGUGAUGGACAUGACCAGGUUGAUGAUUGGGCUUUCGAAGAGGGACCGCAUUCUGAUUUUGCUGGUCCAACUUCUGGAAGCACUGCAUGUGUUGCAAUUAUUAGGGAUAAUCAACUUCUUGUUGCAAAUGCUGGUGAUUCUCGCUGUGUUAUAUCUCGUAAGGGUCAGGCCUACAAUCUUUCUAGGGACCAUAAACCUGAUCUUGAGAUUGAGAGGGAGCGAAUUCUAAAAGCAGGAGGUUUUAUUCAUGCAGGGCGUGUUAAUGGUAGUCUGAAUCUUGCAAGAGCCAUAGGCGAUAUGGAGUUCAAGCAGAACAAAUUUUUGCCUGCUGAAAAGCAAAUUGUAACUGCUAAUCCAGAUAUAAAUACUGUGGAGCUCUGCGAAGAUGAUGAUUUUGUUGUGCUAGCAUGUGAUGGUGUUUGGGAUUGCAUGUAACAGCAACUUGUAGAUUACAUACAUGAACAGCUGAGUUCAGAGACAAAGCUUUCCGUGGUAUGUGAAAGGGUACUUGAUAGGUGUCUUGCGCCAUCUACAGCUGGAGGUGAAGGAUGUGAUAACAUGACAAUGAUAUUAGUGCAAUUCAAGAAAUCAGUCGAAUCAGAUGAACCAGCAGCUGAAAAGGCUCCUGAGGAAGUUAGCACUGAAUCACAACCUUCAUCUGAAAAUUCCUUGGCUCCUGAGGAAGUUGGCACUGAAUCACAACCAGCGCAGAGUGGAUCGAGUUAAUGGCUGCAAUUCUGUUUUCGUUGGUUUGAAACCUCUGAUCAUUCUUCAGAAACUUUAGUCUGUAACUUGUAAAUGAUUUUUGCCAGUGCUGAAAAGGGACAUGCAGAAUAUGCUUUCUGUGCUCUUCUUUGUGCAUUACCCAAUUGAAACUUGAUCGUUGAGAAGAAGAAAAUGUAUAGAGGAUUGACACAAGUUUGAACACGAGUGAUACAGUUCUGAUAUGAUCUGUUUCUUUGCCUGGAAUAUAAGAGCUAUCUGUCCUUUCCUGGCUUUACAAAAUGGAAUUCUCGAUGAAGACCGGAUUAAAGUUGGCAAGUCAACCUUGGAGAUAUGAGAUUUUGAUAUUAUGAGUUUAUGGUGCUAGUAUCUAUUGUUGGAAGAUACUACUUGGACACAGCUUGAUAGAUACUAUGAAAGUAAAAUGAGUACCAUGCUGCACA
Molecule: messenger RNA, 1663 nt
Organism: Coffea arabica (coffee)
Lineage: Eukaryota; Viridiplantae; Streptophyta; Magnoliopsida; Gentianales; Rubiaceae
Source: RefSeq, a predicted model, not a curated record